Bolinopsis microptera is the source of this 2968-nucleotide messenger RNA. Its product is annotated as phosphatidylglycerophosphatase and protein-tyrosine phosphatase 1-like. Lineage: Eukaryota; Metazoa; Ctenophora; Tentaculata; Lobata; Bolinopsidae. Gene Ontology annotation, molecular function: protein tyrosine/serine/threonine phosphatase activity. Bases 1486 to 2448 code for a protein of 320 amino acids. Gene Ontology annotation, biological process: protein dephosphorylation. The record is from RefSeq and is a predicted model, not a curated record. The transcript has 5 exons.
GAGCGACUAGGUGAUGCCGGCGAGCUGUAUUUCAUCGCUUUUCUCGAAGACGCUCAGCGAUAAUUCUGUGCUGAUUUUAAACCUAUUGUCUGACAAUUUCCCGACGACUAGAGGCUAUUAGACUUUACAAAACUGAAAUUUGUCAAAUUCUGCAAUAACGAUUUUGCGAUAAAAAUAGAUAUGACAUGUAUUUUGUGGGCAUCAUAAUGGUUGAUAUCAUGAUUAUACGAAUUUCUUUACGAUUUAACCACUCCCUUUAACAACGUUUAAGUAGAAGGUAGGUCAUUAGCAAAUGAAACAUUUGCAAUAAACGAGAUCACACUUAUCUUUACUUUCCACGAUAAUCCCAACUGUUCAUUUUCAAAACAAAUACAAGGUCAUGGCGAUGGGUAUUCUUAAAAUUGAUUCUCACUCUCAAAUAAUCCAAUUUUUGAUGAAUAUGGCCCAUAAGCCUUUAAGGAUGAUCAAAUGGGCACCAAGAAAAGUAUUGCUUACCUAAUAGUAAAACUACGUCACAAAAAAGGGACAGGCACCAAGCAUUAUUCUUACCCCAGGAUCCUAAUUAGAUUUCAUAAAAAUUAGAUCUUGUUAAAUCAGGGCCUUCGUCGGUAAAAUGCGAGUUAUGAAAUAAAUCAUAAAAAAAUCACGGAAAAGCGCCUACUUACCUAAAAAGUACCUACCAACCAAAUGAAAUGCACUCAGUAGUUGCCCGGAAAUAUAGAAAUAAUUAAGACACCAGGUACUGAGGUACAGAUAUCCAAUAAUCUUUUUAAAACCGUUCCGUGUUUAAGGUCUACGAUUAACUGCAAAUUCCAUAUUGUGGAAUCCACGCAGUACGCACACAUACCUAUGAAUUCCUUCAUCAGCCACUCCUUUAUAUUUAUAACCGUGAGAUAUGGCAUAAGCCUAUAAAGUCAGAUAUGGCAUAAGCCUAAGUCAUAUUUUUCAUUAACUUUUGAGUCGGCUUGAGCUUGCGGAACGUUUUCAUCUUAUAGAUUCUAAUUACUUACUUUAUGUUGCAGAUAUUAUGCUAUAAGUAUAUUUAUCAGCAGCGGCUGAUUGUUUUCAAAUUUGUUGUUUGUGCAUUGCUAAUCAGUAAAAUUUGUCGAACGUCGUUCUUGAUCUUUUUGUUUCCGGUAAACUUAACAACGAAUAGUAAUAAUUUAUAAUUUAAUAACAGCCUUCGAAUAAAUUCGAAAGCUAUAUAUAACUGUUUUCUGCAGAUAUGACUUGUUAUUUAUUUUACCACUCCCUGUGGUGACUUAUUUGUGAUAAAAUCAAUCCCUUUGAAAACUAAUUGUAAACCUUUGCAUAUAAGUGCAGACGCUACAACACUUUAUCAGAUACAAUUAUUAGUAUGAAGUAUUUGCCUUUUAUUUGUUUAAAAUUCGUUUGUUUAAGAUUUAUCUGUUUAAAAUUCGACAUUCCUUCUAAAUAUUUCCUUAUUUCCUUAUUUUCUGUAACUAACUCGCCCCCUCUCAGAACAUGUCAGGGCUACCAAGUGAAAUAAGAAGUCUUGUGCUGGUGACUGUUUUAGGACUGUUACACUUCACCCUGCAGUUCUCAACGCGGGUCUUGUUUGGAAUAGUGUUACUGCUCCUUACUCUAUCCAACAUUCAUCACAUACUCGGGUUGUCGAUGAGAAGCUUAGUGGUAAGAAGACUGGUACACCGCUACAUAGCAUGGUCCCUCGUCAGCUUCAGAAUCAAGUUCAUGAACGGAUACUCAUGGUACAGUGAGGUUGAUAAGACUGUGAUACUUGGAGCUCUCCCCAUCCCUGAAAAUGUUCCCAGUCUGAAGCGAGCCAAAGUUAAACUCAUCAUCACCCUUUGCGAACCAUUCGAACUGGAACCCAUCUAUACAGAGCAGGAAUUCAAGGACAUGGGCUUCGUUAAUAAACGAUUUUCGAUACCAGACGUAUUCGGUGCACCAGAAAUCAAGGACUUGGUUGAAAUAAUGAAGAGCAUAUCAGAAACUGAAAAGAGCGGGUACCGAACGUACGUACACUGCAAAGCAGGGCGGGGUAGAAGUGCCAGUACGGUGCUCUGUUAUCUGAUGUUCCGCUACAACGUGAGUGUGGAAUGGGCCCUGACCCUCCUCAAGAGGCAGAGAUUCGAAGUGUCCCCCAAACCACAGCAGCUACUACGGGUGAGGGAAUUCCGGGAGAAGUUCCAGAACAUUCCGGAACUGGGGGAAGUCACCUUUAAAGCCAGUGAGGACUGUGCACUACUGGACGGCGCCAAGUACCGGUUUGCUUUUAGGCACAUCACCGAAAGGAGGAACAGUAUGCCCAACUGCACCAGCAUAGUUAACUACAGACAAAAGUUUGGACUGCUGGACCCGCUUGACCCGAGUAGACUGGCAGCAAUGGCAGAGGAAAAGACUGCAAAAUCGGAGGCGAUAGAGAAGAGAAAGAGAUUGCCAGUCAGGAGGAGUAUUACCAGAUGAUUAUUAGACUGAUUAGGGCAAUGCCCUCAAUUCUGAAAGUAAGCACUGUAUAAAAGACAGAUAUGUUCAUAGUGAAACUAAAGUUUCUGAGAAAGACGCAGAAAACUUGCACCACGCCGAUAUGGAUGGCACCUGGACUAGUAUAGACAGAAAUCGAAGAAUAAAGAUUGAACUCUGAAGGAUUUUAUUGAUGCAAGGUUUUAAUAAAAGUCGAUAUCCAGAAAAUUCUUGUUUAAAAUCCGAAUCUUACGUCCAUCUACAGUGACUGGAUAAACAGAUUUUGUGCGCUGGCUUUAUCAGCCUUCGUCCUGAGUGAAAACCUAAAGCUUGAUAACUAGGGCCGUGAGAAUUAUCCGUAUUUCUAUUAUAAAAGCUGUAUUGCUGAGAAUUGUUGACGCUUGCAGUUAGACUUAGAAUAAUUAGUAUUUAUGAGCUGGGGUUACUGUACUAUUUAAUGUCGACCACUGCCGAUGAAAGAUAAAUUAUUAUUACUGGCCUCGCAUUAUCUGGAAAUUUACUA